AUGGCGUUAUCGGCUGCUGACUUGCCGACGAUGUAUAAUCUCCUAGCGAAUUCAUUGAGCGGCGAUGAAAGUGUUCGCAAGCCUGCUGAAACUGCCCUAGCUCAAUCUGAGAACAGACCUGGUUUCUGUUCUUGCCUUAUGGAAGUCAUCACCGCCCAAGAUUUAGCUUCUCAAGCAGAUGUGCGGCUAAUGGCAUCGGUAUACUUCAAGAACAGCAUUAAUCGCUACUGGAGAAAUAGACGAGAUUCCUCUGGUAUAAGCAAUGAGGAGAAGAUUCAUCUGAGGCAAAAGCUUUUAUCGCAUUUGAGAGAAGAAAAUGAUCAGAUUGCUCUAACGUUGGCGGUGCUCAUUUCGAAAAUAGCUCGCAUUGAUUACCCAAAAGAGUGGCCAGAUCUUUUUUCGGUCUUAGCGCAGCGGCUUCAGUCUUCUGAUAUUCUUAGUUCACACAGAAUUUUUAUGAUUCUCUUUCGGUCAUUGAAAGAGUUGUCUACUAAACGUCUUCCUUCGGACCAAAAGAACUUUGCCGAGAUAUCAAGUCAGUUCUUUGAUUAUUGCUGGCACCUAUGGCAGACAGAUGCACAAACUAUACUUGGGGGUUUCACAGUUCUUGUUCAAAGUUUUAGUGCUUGUUCUUCUGAAUUAAACCAUGACAACCUUUAUCUUUCAUGUGAGAGAUGGUUUCUUUGUUCGAAGAUCAUUCGCCAGUUGAUAGUUUCUGGAUUUCCCAGCGAUGCAAAAUCCAUGCAGGAGGUGUGCCUGGUCAAGGAUGUAUCUCCUAUGAUAUUAAAUGCUAUCCAGUCCAUUCUUCCAUACUAUGCAUCUUUCCAGGAGCACUAUCCUAAAUUUUGGCAAUUCUUGAAGAAGGCAUGUGUUAAAUUAAUGAAGAUUUUAAUUGCAAUACAACAAAGGCAUCCUUAUUCAUUUGGGGAUAAGUCAGUCCUUCCCAUUGUCAUGGAUUUCUGUUUAAAGAAGAUUAUGGACCCUGAGCAAAAUCAUUCGUCAUUUGAUCAAUUUUUGAUUCAAUGUAUGUGCAUGGUGAAAACCAUUUUGGAAUGCAAAGAAUAUAAACCAAGCUUGACUGGUCGUGUCAUUGAUGAAACUGGAGUUACAUUUGAGCAAGCAAAGAAGAACAUAUCUGGUGUGAUAGCUGGUGUAGUGGCUUCACUUCUGCCCAGUGAUCGGGUGGUAGUGUUGUGUAAUGUGCUUAUCCGGAGGUAUUUUGUAUUAACUGUAAAUGAUUUGGAAGAAUGGUACCGUAGUCCAGAGUCCUUCCAUCAUGAGGAAGAUUCAGUUUUGUGGUCAGAGAAAUUAAGGCCUUGUGCUGAAGCUUUGUAUAUUGUUGUUUUUGAAAACCACAGCCAACUGCUAGGUCCAGUUAUCGUUUCCAUUCUUCAAGAAGCAAUGUCUGGCUGCCCUUCUUCAGUAAAUGAAAUAAGUCAAGGAUUACUUCUGAAGGAUGCUGCUUAUAGUGCUGCUGCAUUUGUCUAUUAUGAACUCUCUAAUCAUUUGAGCUUCAAGGACUGGUUCAAUGGUGCACUAUCUCUAGAACUCUCAAAUGAUCAUCCGAAUAUGCGUAUCAUCCACCGCAAAGUUGCAUUAAUCCUUGGCCAAUGGGUGUCGGAGAUCAAAGAUGACACGAGAAGGGCAGUAUAUUGUGCUCUGAUCAGAUUGCUUCAGGACCAAGAUUUGUGUGUCCGGCUUGCAGCAUGCAGAUCUUUGUACUAUCAUAUUGAAGAUGCAAAUUUCUCUCAGAGUGACUUCUUAGAUUUACUGCCAUUGUGCUGGGAUUUGUGUUUCAAUUUGAUUGAGGAAGUUCAAGAGUUUGACUCAAAGGUUCAAGUUCUAAAUUCAAUCUCUGUUCUUAUAGCAAAUGUCAAUGCAAUUUUGCCGUAUGCGGAUAAGUUGUUUCACUUCUUUAAAAGGACUUGGGAAGAAUCUUCUGGUGAAAGCCUUCUGCAGAUUCAGCUUCUUGCUGCAUUAAAGAACUUUGUAGUUGCUCUUGGUUACCAGUCUCCUAUGAGUUACAACAUGCUGCUUCCGGUUUUGCGGAGUACUAUUGACGUUAAUUGCCCAGAUGAACUUUUAGAGGAUGGCAUGCAGUUAUGGGAAGCUACAAUAUCACAUGCUCCAGCAAUGACACCGGAUCUGUUGGGAUGUUUUCCCUGUUUAGUGGAGAUUUUGGAGAGAAGUUUUGAUCAUUUAAAGGUUGCUUCAAGUAUAACUGAGGGGUAUCUAGUAUUAGGCGGAACAGAUUUUCUUGCUAUGCAUGGAUCUAGUAUUCCCAAACUUCUUGACUUGGUUAUUGGCAAUGUCAGCGACAGAGGGCUGCUAUCUAUUCUGCCUGUUAUUGAUCUUCUAAUUCAGUGUUUCCCAGUUGAUGCCCCACCAUUGAUCAGCUCUACUCUGCAGAAACUACUAAUCAUAUGCCUGACUGCAAAAGAUGAUCAUGAUCCUUCUAAAGCAACUGUCAAGGCAACUUCAGCUGCUAUCCUAGCACGGACAUUGAUCAUGAACACCAAUUACCUUGCACAGCUAACAUCUGAAACUUCAUCUCUCUUACACCUUCAGAGAGCUGGUUUUCCAGUCGAAGAGAAUGUUCUUCUUUGCCUUGUGGAUGUGUGGCUUGACAAGGUGGACAAUGUGAUUUCCAUUCAGAGGAAGACAUUGGGUUUAGCUCUCUCUGUAAUUUUGACCCUUAGGUUGCCUCAGGUAUUGGAUAAGCUCGAUCACAUUCUUAGCGCAUGCACAAGUGUAAUAUUGGGAGGAAAUGAGGAUUUAACAGAAGAAGAGUCAAGUGAUGGGAAUAGUCCUAGCCGUCCUCAUGUUCCAAGCAAAGAUUCCAGGAGGAGACAGAUUAAACUUUCAGAUCCAAUCAAUCAAGCAUCUCUGGAGAGCUCGGUGAGAGAGAAUCUUCAGACAUGUGCUGCGCUACAUGGAGAGUCAUUUACUGCAGCCAUCGGUAAAAUGCAUCCCGCAGCAUUGGCUCAAUUAAAGCUAGCAUUAAAUAUGCCAUAA
Molecule: messenger RNA, 3015 nt
Organism: Oldenlandia corymbosa var. corymbosa
Lineage: Eukaryota; Viridiplantae; Streptophyta; Magnoliopsida; Gentianales; Rubiaceae
Source: the annotation of a GenBank genome assembly